UCGAGAAAAGGUUAUUAUCUGUAUGUUGGAGGACAUUCGAACGAGUUAGGAGGAAAGGAUUCAGAACAGAGGCGAGUGGAUCAACAGCUACGAUCACGUAGUCCCUCCUGUUAUCAAGGAGCUUGUGGAUAAGUUGUACGCGAGAGCUUCUUCGUGGAGAGCUACAUGGAACGGAGAGGCUUCGCACCAAGUAUCAGGGUCGUCUGGGCAAUAUGUUGUGAACAUGCACGAUUUUACAUACUCGUGCAGAUUGUGACAGCUAACAGGGAUCCCGUGCACUCAUGUUAUCGCUACAAUCAACAAGAAUGGCGAGGAUGUCACGCGAUACGUCUCCUGCUAUUAUCUGAAGUCCACAAUGAUAACCCUGUACGAGAAUGUCCUUUACUCAAUCAAUGGGGUGGACAAAUGGCCCAAGAGUUCUGAUGGUGGAUUCGAACUGGCGCCCCCGAGGACAAAGCGACACCGUGGACGACCGAAGAAACUGAGGCGUGAGGAGCCCCUGAUUCGUCUUCAUGCCAACGGAGGUGAGUCACUGCGACGAACCUUCGUCAUGAGAUGUCGCCUGUGCGGGCAGGAAGGUCAUAACAGGAGGACAUGCAACAAUGAUCCUCGGACAGAUGCUCGUACUGAAGUUGGGGAGAGUUCACAGCAAAGUGGGUCGCGUACGACAGAUGGGAGUAACUUCCCCGAAUCGUCAAACAAUCGCCAACGCGAAGAGCCUAAUGUUUCGGAUCCGGGGCCUAGCACUCAGACCAGGGCCAGGACUCAGCCUCAGCGCUGUGGCCGCCGCGGUGAUCAAGAUUGA
This is a messenger RNA of Salvia splendens (bonfire salvia), 805 nucleotides long. RefSeq lists its product as uncharacterized. NCBI's taxonomy places the organism in Eukaryota, Viridiplantae, Streptophyta, Magnoliopsida, Lamiales, Lamiaceae. Gene Ontology annotation, molecular function: zinc ion binding; nucleic acid binding. The transcript has 2 exons. The record is from RefSeq and is a predicted model, not a curated record. Bases 356 to 805 code for a protein of 149 amino acids.